GCACUGUCCAUGCAAAUAAUUUACGUCGUCAUACGUUUUUUGUUUAUUGUGGAAAUUGGAUUCGUUCUCCAGCAGUUCUCUUUUCUUACUUUUAUUAAUUUGGCGUUGUUGCUGAAUUAUAUAUUUACCGCAAAAAAAGAAAAAACUUAAAUUUGAGAUACGAAGUUUACUUUACUACGUCGACAAGGAACGAUCGAAAUAUAUAGAAAUAAAUUAACCGUUGAAUUAAUUUCGGUAGCCGAGGAAGAGAUCAAACAAGAUUUAAAGUGCAAAACCAAAUUAAAUGUAAUAAUUACUAACAACACGAUUUUCCAGUCUAAGGGCAACUAGCAAGUGUAAGGAGAACUAGACCUACAAAUUUAAUCUUACUAUGUGAGUAAUAGGAAGUGGCAAAUUAUUUAAAGCAGUGGCCACAAAAGAGAAGUUGGAGGAUUGUGCAUAAAAAAUUUAGUGAAGCUAAGAAAAAUUAAUUUUGCUUCUAAAGAUGCUGCCACGCCAACCAGGAGCCCAGCAACAGCAAUCGAAAAGCUCCAAUUUAGAUUUUCGCAAACGGCAAAUUGAUACACUUAAAAUAUUCAACGAUAAUGUUGUUGAAGUGGCUGAGCAGGAGGAAUAUUGCAUACAUUUCGAAUCUGGUGGACGAACCUUAUUACUUACUGUACAGCUUGGUGCGAAUUUCCCAAAUGAACGACCUAAAUUAGCUAUAUCACCGACUGUACAGCAUCAUUGGGUUAAUGCGGUAACGGGCGAAGUGGAAACGGCGCCUGGAUUACUCAACUACUCACCCCAUUCAGAUUUGGGUCGCGUUGUGCAGGCCGUUAUACGUGAAUAUGAGCGUUUUCCGCCACCUGUAGCAAGUUCCGGCAGUCCAAUCAAUAUUCCAACCCGUUCAGGCAAUAUCAACACCACAGCAACACCAACAACUGUAGCGGCGAAGUCGCUGGAUAGCAGCAAGGAGAAUUCACCUUUGGAUUCGGCAAAAUCUUCUAAAACCAAUGAUAGUAGCUUACCAAAUCUAUCCACACUAUCAUUAGAUGAGCUGAAGCAGCUGGACAGUGAUCCGCAAUUUUUCGAUGAUUUCAUUGAAGAGAUGUCUGUAGUGCAGCAUUUGAAUGAGGAGCUUGAUUCGAUGAUCAAUCAAGUAGAGAUUAUAUCACGGGAAAACGAGUCCAAGGAAACACAUUUGGUUGAACUAAAACGUAAAUUAAGCGACGAUGUCACCGCGCUUAAGCAUCUGGGCGAGAAAUGCGACCAGCUGAAUAAAAAGUACUUAAAAAAAUCGGAGGAAUAUGCACCGCAGCACAUACGCGAGUUGCUACAAAUUGCCGCCUCAAAUGCGGACAGCGAUUGUGAUCGACAUGUAGAGCAAUUUCUCAAUGGUAAAAUCGAUGUACAAACAUUUUUAAAUAAUUAUACGCAUUCAAAGAAAGUAAGCGCCGAACGCAAAGCCAAAGAAGAGCGCUUGGGUCACCAACUUAGCGCAUUGGAACGUGCCGGCAUUUAAAAAA
Molecule: messenger RNA, 1508 nt
Organism: Rhagoletis zephyria (snowberry fruit fly)
Lineage: Eukaryota; Metazoa; Arthropoda; Insecta; Diptera; Tephritidae
Gene: Vsp37A
Product: Vacuolar protein sorting 37A
Biological process (GO): ubiquitin-dependent protein catabolic process via the multivesicular body sorting pathway; protein targeting to membrane; protein targeting to vacuole
Cellular component (GO): ESCRT I complex
Source: RefSeq, a predicted model, not a curated record